Messenger RNA from Entrophospora candida, 414 nucleotides. NCBI's taxonomy places the organism in Eukaryota, Fungi, Glomeromycota, Glomeromycetes, Entrophosporales, Entrophosporaceae. The record is from the annotation of a GenBank genome assembly.
AUGGUGGUCAAUGCUAUUCCACAUCAACUUCUUAAAAGAACUACUACCUUUAGUCCAUGCCUUCCUUCAAAACCUGGAGAUCCACCACCACCACUACUCAAUGUCAUACUUUCACCUGAUCCUAUCGUUGCUGGAAAAACUGAUAGUGUUACUAUUUCUGGAACACUAAGUCGUCCUGUCAUCGAUGGCGACUUUACCGUUGUUGCACUUGUUGGUCUUGCAUCUAAGGUUCCGAUAGGUGAUCCAGUUGCUGCGCCAACCGACCCUAAAACACCAUUUUCUCAAGUAUUGGAUCUUAAUGUGGCAGCAAAAUUACCUGCUACAUACGUUAUUUUAGCUGGUGUUGGGAAUCCAAAAACACAGGAAGUUCUAGGCUGUGCAUUAUGUAUUAUUGGUAUUGGUGUUGCUGAAUCU